AUGUCAUUUCUUCUAAUUUCUGGGUUUCGUUCUAAAGAGAAAAUGGAUGAGAGAUCGAUAGGUGCUGCUCAAACUGGUGAUGUAGAAGCUCCCUACAACUUAAUUCAACAAGACCCUUUUGUUCUUGAUAAGAUUGAUCAAGUCCCCUUUGUGGACACUCCUUUACAUGUUGCUAUAUCAGCCAACCAAACCCAUUUUGCGAACGAGAUUACAACCCUCAAACCAUCACUUGUAGUCAAGCUAAAUAGUAUGGUGAGGAGUAACCAAUUGGAAGCAUUUAAAUUGUUGUUUGAGUGGUUGCAAAAGCUUCAAGACAUCGAGGUUGGUGCCUCUGCCUUUCUGCUUGCACUGGAAAGUGCCAAAUUACAACGGUUAGGAAUGCAAUUAAAAUUGGCACGAUUGUUCGAUAAGAAGGAAGUAGAGAGGUUGUGGCGUUCUUUUGCUUGUAGUAAGAGGGAAGUGGAAGACUUUGAGAUAAUAAAGGAUGGACUCGAGAAAAUCAGGAGGGAAAAGGUGUUGAACUGGAAGGACAAAGAAGGCAACACUGCUCUACACCUUGCAACAUUCACUAAGCAAUAUGAGAUAAUUAAGAUAUUACUUAGCAAGAAUCCAGCACCCGGAACUCAGUUGGAUGUCAAUGCUGUAAAUGGAAAUAAUCAGACCGCCCUCGACAUCUUAUUCAAGCUUUGA
Molecule: messenger RNA, 690 nt
Organism: Camellia sinensis
Lineage: Eukaryota; Viridiplantae; Streptophyta; Magnoliopsida; Ericales; Theaceae
Source: RefSeq, a predicted model, not a curated record